Molecule: messenger RNA, 3354 nt
Organism: Homo sapiens (human)
Lineage: Eukaryota; Metazoa; Chordata; Mammalia; Primates; Hominidae
Gene: NEU1
Product: neuraminidase 1
Cellular component (GO): lysosome; lysosomal lumen; lysosomal membrane
Molecular function (GO): exo-alpha-sialidase activity
Source: RefSeq, marked reviewed
CUCUGUGGAGUCUAGCUGCCAGGGUCGCGGCAGCUGCGGGGAGAGAUGACUGGGGAGCGACCCAGCACGGCGCUCCCGGACAGACGCUGGGGGCCGCGGAUUCUGGGCUUCUGGGGAGGCUGUAGGGUUUGGGUGUUUGCCGCGAUCUUCCUGCUGCUGUCUCUGGCAGCCUCCUGGUCCAAGGCUGAGAACGACUUCGGUCUGGUGCAGCCGCUGGUGACCAUGGAGCAACUGCUGUGGGUGAGCGGGAGACAGAUCGGCUCAGUGGACACCUUCCGCAUCCCGCUCAUCACAGCCACUCCGCGGGGCACUCUUCUCGCCUUUGCUGAGGCGAGGAAAAUGUCCUCAUCCGAUGAGGGGGCCAAGUUCAUCGCCCUGCGGAGGUCCAUGGACCAGGGCAGCACAUGGUCUCCUACAGCGUUCAUUGUCAAUGAUGGGGAUGUCCCCGAUGGGCUGAACCUUGGGGCAGUAGUGAGCGAUGUUGAGACAGGAGUAGUAUUUCUUUUCUACUCCCUUUGUGCUCACAAGGCCGGCUGCCAGGUGGCCUCUACCAUGUUGGUAUGGAGCAAGGAUGAUGGUGUUUCCUGGAGCACACCCCGGAAUCUCUCCCUGGAUAUUGGCACUGAAGUGUUUGCCCCUGGACCGGGCUCUGGUAUUCAGAAACAGCGGGAGCCACGGAAGGGCCGCCUCAUCGUGUGUGGCCAUGGGACGCUGGAGCGGGACGGAGUCUUCUGUCUCCUCAGCGAUGAUCAUGGUGCCUCCUGGCGCUACGGAAGUGGGGUCAGCGGCAUCCCCUACGGUCAGCCCAAGCAGGAAAAUGAUUUCAAUCCUGAUGAAUGCCAGCCCUAUGAGCUCCCAGAUGGCUCAGUCGUCAUCAAUGCCCGAAACCAGAACAACUACCACUGCCACUGCCGAAUUGUCCUCCGCAGCUAUGAUGCCUGUGAUACACUAAGGCCCCGUGAUGUGACCUUCGACCCUGAGCUCGUGGACCCUGUGGUAGCUGCAGGAGCUGUAGUCACCAGCUCCGGCAUUGUCUUCUUCUCCAACCCAGCACAUCCAGAGUUCCGAGUGAACCUGACCCUGCGAUGGAGCUUCAGCAAUGGUACCUCAUGGCGGAAAGAGACAGUCCAGCUAUGGCCAGGCCCCAGUGGCUAUUCAUCCCUGGCAACCCUGGAGGGCAGCAUGGAUGGAGAGGAGCAGGCCCCCCAGCUCUACGUCCUGUAUGAGAAAGGCCGGAACCACUACACAGAGAGCAUCUCCGUGGCCAAAAUCAGUGUCUAUGGGACACUCUGAGCUGUGCCACUGCCACAGGGGUAUUCUGCCUUCAGGACUCUGCCUUCAGGAACACAGGUCUGUAGAGGGUCUGCUGGAGACGCCUGAAAGACAGUUCCAUCUUCCUUUAGACUCCAGCCUUGGCAAAAUCACCUUCCCUUUACCAGGGAAAUCACUUCCUUUAGGACUGAAAGCUAGGCGUCCUCUCCCACAAAAAAGUCCUGCCCUCAUCUGAGAAUACUGUCUUUCCAUAUGGCUAAGUGUGGCCCCACCACCCUCUCUGCCCUCCCGGGACAUUGAUUGGUCCUGUCUUGGGCAGGUCUAGUGAGCUGUAGAAUUGAAUCAAUGUGAACUCAGGGAACUGGGGAAGGCUGAGCCUCCUCUUUGGUGUUGCGGUAAGAUAACCGACAGGGCUGGUGAAAGUCCCCAGAUGGCAGGAUAUUUGGUUUCAGAGUAAGGACUAGGUGCACCACCAUGACUGACUAUCAAUCAAAAUGUUUGUAACUUAAAAUUUUUAAUGAAGGAUAAUGAAUAUUUGUAGAGUCUCUAUGGUUCUGUCAAUGCACAUCUUCGUGUCUGUUUUCCUCAUGUAUCCUUGUGAGCCUGGGUGAGUUCUGGGGAGAGACCUGAUGUGCGUACUGCCUGUGAAAAUCUGACUUUGGCAAAUCAAAUCCUCUUUUCCUUUUGACAUGCCCUCUUUUUUUGUUGUUGCUUUUUUUGAGACAGGGCUCGCUCUGUCACCCAGGCUGGAGUGCAGUUGCACAAUCACGGCUCACUGAAGCCUCAACCUCCUGGGCUCAAGUGAUCCUCAUGUCUCAGCCUCCGGAGUAGUUGGGACUACAGGUCAGUGACACCAUGCCUGGUUAAUUUUUUUAAUUUUUAUUUUCAGUAGAGACAAGGUUGCGCUAUGUUGCCCAGGCUGGUAUGGAACUCCUGUGCUUAAGCAAUCCUCAUGCCUCAGCUUCCCAAAGUGCUGAGGUUACAGCUAUGAGCCACCGCACCCAGCCUACAUUCCUUCUUAUCACCGAGAAACAGGUUGAUCUUCACAGGUGUAAUGAGUAUGAAGGGAGUGCCAUAAGAUAUUUUUUAUUUUUUAUUUAUUUAUUUUUUAAUUUAAUUUUUUUUUUUUUUGAGAUGGAGUCUUGCUCUGGCACCCAGGCUAGAGUGCAGUGGUGCGAUCUCGGCUCACUGCAACCUCUGCCUCCCAGGUUCAAGCGAUUCUUCUGCCUCAGCUUCCCGAAUAGCUGGGAUUACAGGUGCCCACCACCACACCCGGCUAAUUUUUGUAUUUUUAGUAGAGACGGAGUUUCACCAUGUUGGCCAGGCUGGUCUCAAACUCCUGGCCUCAGGUGAUCCACCCGCCUCGGCCUCCCAAAGUGUUGUGAUUACAAGCAUGAGCCAUGGUGCCGGCGGGCUGAUUUUUUUAAUUUUUAGUAGAGACAAAGUCUCACUAUAUUGCCUAGGUUGGUCUCAAACUGCUGAGCUCAAGCAAUCUGCCGGCCAUGUUCUCUCAAAGUGCUGGGAUUACAGGCUUGAGCCCCUGCACCCAGCCUGUAAGAUAUUUUAAAAUCCACACUUGGCCAAGCGUGGUGGCUCACACAUAUAAUCCCAGCACUUUGGGAGGCCAAGGUGGGCGGAUCACAAGGUCAGGAGUUCGAGACCAGCCUGGCCAAUAUGGUGAAAUCCCAUCUCUACUAAAAAUACAAAAACUAGCCAGGCGUGUUGGCUUACACUUAUAGUCCCAGCUACUCAGGUGGCUGAGGCAGGAGAAUCACUUGAACCAGGAGGCGGAGUUUGCAGUGAGCUGAGAUCACAGCACUGCACACCAGCCUCGGCAACAGAGUGAGACUCCGUCUGAAAAAAAAAAAAUCCACGCUGUUUUAUAUUUCUAACAUGGGGUAGGAUACCAUCCUCCAUGAAAUAGGGUGCAAGUGUGUGAAAUGCAGAUGGGAAUCCUGUCCCAGCUAGCCUGACAGAGAAGUGAGCACUUCCUAUGGCAAAUUAUGUAAGAAAAUAUUCCCCAGGCAGAUGCUUAUGAAAAGAAUCUGUUCAGCCUGCAGGUAAGUGGGAGAGCCCUUGCUC